AUGCAAAAGAAAAUAACCUCUACGGCAACAACUCCAAAAAAAUAUCUCAAAGACACGCAAAAGCCUACUCUCGUUGGAACUGAAUUGCUACCCGGAAGAAAAUAUCAGUUCUACUCCUGUGAUCAUCACCAGCUCAUUUCUAAUGAAUCCUACUUAAGAGCACUCAGAAUUAUGAAUAAUUUCAAAUAUUCUUAUGAUGCGAAAUCAGCAGUUACAGUAGCAGAUACAGUAGCAAAUGCAGAGGCGGAGCUUCCCGGGCGACAAAGCUAA
Penicillium canescens is the source of this 270-nucleotide messenger RNA. RefSeq lists its product as uncharacterized. Lineage: Eukaryota; Fungi; Ascomycota; Eurotiomycetes; Eurotiales; Aspergillaceae. The record is from RefSeq and is a predicted model, not a curated record. The transcript has 2 exons. Bases 1 to 270 code for a protein of 89 amino acids.